AAUAUGGUCGGGUGCACCAGAGCAGAAAGACCCCCCUCCUCUAAUCCACUCCUUACGCAAAUAAACCUUCAUACGUUAUGUGACUGCUUGAAUAGAGGUUGAACAUUAGGAAUCUAAAAAGAGAAAGUCCUGAAAAGGGAAGCUGCUUGUUGUGGAUAUUAUCGACCACCAUGGCUUCCACACCCUCCACCUCUGCCCUGUCUGCUGUUCUCCGGUGUCGGGGAAAUAUCUGGACCAGGAAUCCGCCGACGAAGCGGCCUGCCACCUCGGCGUACAGCCUGGGUCUGACCGGCGGCUCGCCAGCUGAGCGCACCCGGUCAAACCAGGCGUCAGCGUGGGAGCCUUCUCUCCAAGGAGACCGUGUACUGGUGGGAAGAGUAUAUAAAUCACCCCGGGUGGUUGGCAAAAUGUUGAGAGAAAAAGAUUCCAAUGAAAUGAAUACAUUGUCUCACCCAAAACUUUCGCAAUCCGCAGGGGACGCGCACUCAUCUGGUGUCCAAAACGCGCUGGUGCGUCAGCAGGCAAGCAGACUGACUUUUAACUUGCCUGGAUUAGACACGUGCUCUCAAAUAAUUCGAAAGAUUAAUUGCAAAACAUAUUAUGCUACACACAUCUGUAAAAUACUAUUUGUUCAGGAAAUGAGUGUAUUCCCAGUUUUGAACGUGCUCAUAACGUCUCCGUGUGUGAUGGAGAAUGCAAGACAAAUACCGUCUUUCGUGUUAACUGGCUGGUCAACCCUGAAGAGUAGCUGUGUGUCUUUGACUGCUCUGGUGUCAGAAUUCAUGUUUUUAAAGCUGGCGGUGUUGUGGAGGUCCAGCAGCAGCCCUGAUGAUGCGCUAAAGCGGCACAACAUAAAAAGCAAUGCCCUGCAGGCCAAUGGACAAAUCCACAGUCCCCCUGGCAUCACCUCCUCCAAGGACAACUCCGGCUCUGGACAAAUGAUCCCAGAGGACAGACCUGACUGAGAGUCCAAGGCCUCAGCACCAAAAACACACACUGUGAUCUAACCUUAUUUAUUGACUUUUACUUGGCUUUCAAAAUGCACAAAGCACAUUUGGACUUUAACCCAGUGAUACAACAACUGGUUGUUUUUAGAGCAGUUUGUUUUUUUGCUUUAAGGAAAAGUAAGACAUUCUGUGACAAGAAAUACCUGAGAAACAUCAGUCACAUGCAUUGUUUAGUACAUUAGGCCUCCUAGUGGAGAGGUAAAAUAAUGGCAGUGCAUUUUAUUUUUGAGGUUACCCUGUAGCUAAACAAAAACUUAUUUUGCAAACUGGAGUAAAACUAAAAGUAGGCCUAUUACAUCUCAGAAAAUGGAAAUAUUCCAAGUUUAAGUACAAACUAAAUGUGGAGGAAUAAUUGAAAGAUUUGUACUUAUUCUUUCCUCUUGUGUUUUGAAGAUGUUUGCUUGAUUUUUCACUCUGAAAUAUAUUUUGGAUAAAAAAUAUAGAUCCCUACAAAUGUCAAAGAUCACUUGCAUAAAUGUAGCCAUCUUUUAUACUUUCCAGAUGUUUUAACAGUGUCCUGUAAAGUAUGAAAGUCCUGUCAGAAGAAGUAUAUCAGAUCUUUUACUUUAGUAAAAAUAGCAUAUAUAGCAAUGCCUUUUAUUUCCACACAGCGUUAUUACUACUCUUACUUAAAAGAUCUGAGUGCUUCUUCCAUCACUACAUGUGAUGCUAUACCAUGGCCAGUCGUUAGCUUAGCUUAGCAUAAAGACUGGAAACAAGGGCAAACAACUAUAGCUCAUCUGGCUCUGUCCGAAGAUAAGAUCCACCUACCAGCACCUCUAAAGCUCAUUAAUUAACACGCUUUAUUUCAUUUCUUUACGUAAUAGGUUAUGUGGGCUACAAAAACUGAUGGCAAAAAUUACAAUUCCCCAUUUAAGGCCCAACUAGUUGGGACAAGUAACUCUGCUGGUUGCCUGGCAAGUGGCACUAGCCAAGAAAUAGUUUGGCACGUAAACCCCCAUAAAAUGUCUUUACACUUCUUCUUCUUUCAACAAAUGAGGUAUAAUAUGUUAAUCAGUGAGUUUACGGUGCUGGUUGGCAUGAUUUGUCACAUUUGGACAGAGCAAAUAGUUUUCCCCCCAAAAUAGUACUUUUCCUUUAUAGGCCACUUGGUUACAGUCCCCCACUGCUGCUGAAAUGACCUGGUGAAAGAAGUAGAUUGAGUCAGAAAUUUUACUCAAAUCGAAGUAGCAAUACCACAGUUUAAAAAUACUCUUUUACAAGUAAAAGUCAUACAUUCCAAAUCUUACUUAAGCAAAAGUACAAACGUAUUGACACCAAUCAAUUACUGGAUUAUAAUUAGUAAUGCAUUCUGUGUCCAUCACUUUAUUUGUGGGGCUAAUUACUUUUAUACAUGUUGGGUGGCUUAAUAAUAAUAAUAAUAAAUAAUAUAUCAUAAUUCAUUAGCCUAGUUAAUUCUGUAUUAAUUAUCUGAAUCUGCAAAGUAGUAACUGAUAAAUAGGCCUAAGUGUAAUGGAGUAUAAAGUACAAUAUUUCCCUGAAAUGUAGUAAAGUAGAAGUAUAAAGUAUCAUAAAAUGGAUAUACUCAAAUUAAGUAGGCUACAAGCAGUACCUGAAAAUUGUACAUAAGUAGGCCUGCAGUACAUGAGUAAAUGUAGGCCUAUAUUAGUUAAGUUACUUUACACCGUUGGAAACACCCUACAGAUAAAAAGAAGUAGGAAGGAAAAACGCUGUUAUAUGCUGUUUGGGAGAUUGUCAUCAGUGUAGAUAAUGAAAACCACAUUUCUCCACUAAACCAAACACUUUGCCAAUGACUUCUCUGCAGCUCAAGAAAAAAAUGUAUGUUGUUACAUAAGAUAGGAUCUCUUCAUUACCAUAUUUCGACGCCACAGUGUGUGAAAGCAGACAAUAAAUGUUUACAAAGACAUCAAAGGCUGCUGUUUCUUAAUUAGCUCCACUGAGAGCCGCUCGGACGUCAAAAUGUUGCGUAAUUUCUCAAGGUGACAGUUAGGGCGGGACUUCCCGUGACUGCUCGCUACCCAGGAAGUCGUCGUGUUACUUUUCCUCCUCCUCUUCCAGUCUUGUGAGAAACAAGGUAAACUAAAGGGGUGUUAAGUUGCUUUUAUAGCCGGGAAACUAACAAGAGAACAGUUUCACGUCGGCUCCAAACCGUCCUCUCGGCUCCUGUUGUUUAACUUUGCUGCUUGUCAUCGAAGAAAUGGCCACAAAAAACAGACACGCUCAAAAGAUUAAAGAGGAUAUUGAAAGUUGAGGAUCUGUCAGAAUCACAACUUUACUCCAAGAUGAGUCCUGUCCAUCGUAUUCCGUCGAUCUUCACCGUCAUUGACACUGUAUUGUGUCCCUAUAACUUUAGUAACUUCCCAGUGAGCCAACAAAGUGUGACUCCAGAUCUCUGAUUAUGUACUUGUGAUGAUACACAGGCUGCCUUUUCCAUAUCCAUUCCUAUCGUCUGUAACAAGGACUCAUCUUUCAAUUCAGACCCUGUCCUCCUGAACCCACCGUCCUCCCUUUUAGUUUCUGGGCCAUGUUUCGCAAGAGAGGCUCUCUCAUUCUUUGUGGUACGUUCCUGUUUAUCACCUGGAAUGCCAUACUGGUGCUUCUGCUGUGGGGCAGGCCAUCACCCAGCCAGCCGGGCGGAGAGCACGGAGAAGUGGCUGAAAGGCCCACUAAUGAUAUGAUGGGAGAUGUGCUCCGAAUGGCAGACACGUUUGAGGCAGAGCUUGAAAUGCAGAAAGAAAUCCUGAUGCAGAUCAAGAAUCAGCAGUCACUGUGGGAGCCGUCAAACGGAAACGGACCUAAGGUUGUCGUCCCACGUCAGCCUGUCAUUCCCGUGCUGGUAAUCGCCUGUAACAGGGUCACCGUGAGGCGCUGCUUGGACAAACUCCUGGAGCUCCGUCCUUCAGCAGAGCUUUUCCCAAUCAUAGUGAGUCAGGACUGUGGAAACGCCGAAACUGCUGAGGUGAUCCGUUCUUAUGGAAAUCAAGUAGUUCAUCUGAAACAGCCGGACUUGUCAGAUAUCGCUGUGCGACCAGAACAUAAGAAGUUUCAGGGUUACUACAAAAUCUCCAGGCAUUACCGCUGGGCUCUUAACCAAGUGUUCAAGACCCUUUCUCAUUCCUCCGUUGUGAUUGUAGAGGAUGACCUUGAGGUGGCGCCAGACUUCUUUGAGUACUUUCAAGCGUUGCUGCCACUCCUGAAAUCCGACCGCAGUCUGUGGUGCGUGUCGGCCUGGAAUGACAAUGGCAGGGAUGGCUACGUGGAUCCAGGAAAGGCCAACCUGCUCUACAGGACAGACUUCUUUCCAGGUCUGGGGUGGAUGCUCCUUAGGGAGGUGUGGGAGGAGCUGGAGCCCAAGUGGCCCGCUUCAUUCUGGGAUGACUGGAUGCGUCAACCAGAGCAGCGCCGCAACCGUGCCUGUAUACGUCCAGAGAUCUCACGAAGUUUAACCUUUGGCCGGAAAGGAGUGAGUCUGGGUCAGUUUUAUGACAAGUACCUGCGAUACAUUAAACUGAAUACCGAAUUUGUGCCUUUCACCAAGUUAGACCUGAGUUACUUAAAGGAGGAGACGUACAGAGAACAUUUUGAGAAGGAAGUUUACAGUGCUCCCGUGGUUACAUAUGAAGAUGUUAAGCAGGGGCAGCUAAAAGGAACUGGGCCCUUCCGCCUUCAAUACUCAAGUAAGGACAGUUUCAAAGUGCUGGCCAAAAACCUGGGAGUGAUGGAUGACUUGAAGUCUGGAGUCCCAAGGACAGGAUACAGAGGAGUUGUCAGUUUCAUCUCAAGAGGAAAGAGAAUCUACUUGGCCCCUCCUCCAGGAUGGACCCAGUAUGAUCCCACCUGGAGCUGAUCAUCCAGAAGAAAGUGUAUGUGCAUAAGCCUUUAUGUAAUCUCUGAAUGUCAGUUGGGGAAAACAUUCCAGACCAAAGACUGGUGUACUUAAAGUUUCUCUUUGAGUGAAUCAUAUACAGUAUAAGUCUUAAAUAAUGCUGAAUGGAUUGCCUCUCUUCCUGGUGUGCCAAUGCUACUCAGGUCUUUUUCAUUAUUCCAAAACAAUCUUAUAGUGUAGGAUACAGCCUGAACAGUUUGUUAGACAAGACUGCUGUAACUCACCAGAUAUCUAUUUUUAUAUUCUGCUAAUUGUGCACAUGACAUCCAUUAAUGUAUUCAAUGCAAUUACCUAAUUUGCCACUUUUGUUUAAAUUAUUUGCAAUUAAUGGUAGUCUAUGUGAACUGUUAAUGUCUGGUACGAAUAUGAAAAUUAUAAUCUGUGGUAUGGUUGCUUAUGGUGGUGGUGACUGGUCAUAACUGCAGUAUAAGUCAUUUGAUUAUCAUUGUCUUCUAUAAAAAAUCUGUUCUUCCAGCUUACAUUUCAAUGUCAAAUAAUUUUGUUGAAUGAUUCUCCAAUGUAGUACACCUUGCAGGUUUGUAACCUAGCUGAGUUUGUAUAUUUUUGGCAUUAAAAAAACAAUUUGCUUUUUGA
Messenger RNA from Sander lucioperca (pikeperch), 5469 nucleotides. RefSeq names its product alpha-1,3-mannosyl-glycoprotein 2-beta-N-acetylglucosaminyltransferase a (gene mgat1a). Bases 3514 to 4836 code for a protein of 440 amino acids. Gene Ontology annotation, molecular function: alpha-1,3-mannosylglycoprotein 2-beta-N-acetylglucosaminyltransferase activity. Gene Ontology annotation, cellular component: Golgi apparatus. NCBI's taxonomy places the organism in Eukaryota, Metazoa, Chordata, Actinopteri, Perciformes, Percidae. The record is from RefSeq and is a predicted model, not a curated record. The transcript has 4 exons. Gene Ontology annotation, biological process: protein N-linked glycosylation.